AGCCUCUCAUUCAAUCUCAGGAAAAAACUAACAAAGUGGCCACAACAAGUGGGAGAUACUCUCUCUAUGACACCACUGCUGCAGUCUUCACUAUGACCAUUACUGAACUGAUGCCAGGGGAUUCUGGGAAAUACUGGUGUGGAACCAAUGGAACUUCUGUGUCCACAUAUGAAUACUACACAGAGCUGCAGGUGCCUCCAAGACCACCAGCCAUGCUUGCAUCUCCAUCAUCACCUGUUCCUAACUCCUCACCUUUACCACCACCAACCAUCUCACCCCAGCCAUCACCACAAACAACAACACCAUCAACACCAUCAUGGUCACAGUCAUCAUCUUCAACAUUUUCUGCUGUGCCUCUUGGCCAGAUAACUGCAGCUCCUUCUGCAACACCUGAGCUGGCUGAUUAUGAAAAUGAUCUAAAUGCAACAUCACACGAUGUAGUUCCCUCCAACACCACAGCAUCUGAAUCAGUCUACCAGGGCCUGAACCCCAACAUCAUGGUACAGGAUCUCGUCUACCAGCACCUGAACCCCAACACCAUGCAGGAUCCAGUCUACCAGCACCUGAACCCCAACACCAUGGUAUCAACACCUAAACACAUCAUCUUGCAGAUAGAUUCCAUCACACCAUGAACCCUAUCACUGGUGAUGGUGAUCCAGCACAUCAGUCCUACAAGACCAGCACCAAUCAUCUCCAUUUUCCC
Alosa sapidissima (American shad) is the source of this 703-nucleotide messenger RNA. RefSeq names its product pectinesterase inhibitor 10-like. The transcript is spliced from 3 exons. The coding region runs from base 93 to 632 and encodes 179 amino acids. The record is from RefSeq and is a predicted model, not a curated record. Lineage: Eukaryota; Metazoa; Chordata; Actinopteri; Clupeiformes; Clupeidae.